Messenger RNA from Cladocopium goreaui, 3705 nucleotides. Lineage: Eukaryota; Dinophyceae; Suessiales; Symbiodiniaceae. The record is from the annotation of a GenBank genome assembly.
GCAAAAGCUUCGCUGAUUUACAAGGGCAUCUGCAAUUUCAUCCAGAACUACUCGCCGGUCUACGAGGAUGACCUUGACAGGAACUACUACUUGAUCCUGGAGGUGUUGAUUGCCCUUCGGCAGUUUUUCGAACGUGGAGAUGGGUUGCCUACUGUCAAAGAUCUCCAGGACUGGGGAAAUGACCAAGCGCAGAAGCUUCGCUCGAUGCUUGGGCACCUGCAUGCUUUGGCCCGGAAAGCUGAUGCAGCGAGGAACCCGAAAGUUCAUGUGCUGAAGACCCUCUACUUGAAGAUGGUUGGCAAGAAAGAGGACGCCUUGACACAACUGGUAGUUGACUUGGAUGAAGAACCCAUAUGGGUUGAGGAUAAGACUGCUGACAAUGGUCCGAUCGCCAUUAAGGAUCCGCCUGCAGAGGAAGCUGAGCCAUCCAGUGAGCUGUGCACCGACAUCGCCAAGACUUUCCCAGACAGCCAGCCUCGUUCCAAAGAGGUUGCAUGGGGCUUGACGCCUCCUCGUGGUGGAUCCGUUGACAACCUUGAGACCCUUCCUUGGAAUCCUGAGUCCCAUGAGCCUGGGGCUGAGCGAGAUAUGGAGACAGGUCAUGACAAGGAUGGGGAUGAAGUUGCUGAUCUUGCAGCUCAACAAGCUGCACUGCGCAAGGAGAAACGUGAGGUUGAGAAACCGACCAAGACUAAGAAGGAUAAGAAGGCACCUGCAGAUGGGAAUGGGAAAGAAGAUGAAAAGGAGAAGAGACGGGCCAAGGCCAAAGAGGGUUGGCUGAAGUUGCAGGAGGUAGAGGUGCCUGGGUUGGUGAUGCCUAAGGAGCUGAAUGGCCGCAUCAGCUUCACCAUGAAGAGCCCAGAUGGUCAGGGUUCCUCCGUGGGUGUCAUUCUCAACGCUGUGGACAACAAGCAAGGUGUGACUGUGCCGUGGCAGGGCCGGCCGGAAGUUGCAUGGGGACAUGCGACGUGUAUCGCUGGCUGGGGGUACUUCAAGUUCCAGCAGAUCGCAUCCUUAUGUGGAAACCGUGGUUUCGAGAGUGGAGGCUUCAUAUCGCAGAUUUCGUUGGAGAAGCUCUUGAAAGAGAUCAAACCAGAGACCCUUGGCUUUCUGGUCAGGCAAGGUGUUGACUAUGAGACUGAUGGAUGCUGUCAUGACCUACUUGGCAACAUCGGCUUCAUGUUUGCUGUUCGACAGAUACUGAGGAUCAAAGAAGGGGGACUGGGCUACUGGGCAGAUGGAGCCCCGCCCCUGGAUUUGCUUGGCAUAGUCAAUGGUGGCUUCAAGGAGUUACCUGAUCUUUGUGAUUGGAACCAUGGUGACUUUAGCAGCCUGUUGCAGCUGGUGUCGUUUGCUUCCCGGAAUGGUGGGUAUCAAUCAGACCCAGAUGUGCCUCUCCAAAUCGCCCCUUCAGCAGCAGCUUUUGAGAAACUGCGGGCCAAUUUGGAGGUGAUUCUGCCCUCCAACAUAUGUCCUCUUUGGCCUCAAGGGGACCUGGUUCUGGGCCUACUGCGGCCAAGAGCCGUGCUGGGCCAGGUGAAGGGACCUAGUGCUGCCUCUGGGCUUGCGGGUGGUGGUGGUGUGAAAGUUGAAGCCCCUCCAGCUGUACAUGGUGGUGAUGAGAAACCUGCUGAUGCUUCGGUGAAUGGUAGCCCUUCUCCAAGUGAUCCUACUGUUGAUGGUCAGAAGCCCUUGCGCCACUUGGAGACCCAAACAACUAUCCCCUUGGGACAUGUGGAUGACAUGGAGGUUGAUGCAGCCAUGGAUGAGCAGUACAACAAACCGUUGUGGAGAUGCUUGUUCGAGUCGCUACCGGGUCGUGAGGUAGCACUUGAUAAGCUAGUGAAACCCACAUGUAUCUGGUUGGAUAUUCGGCAAGAAAAUGGUGAUGUUUCGAAGGUGGACCCUACCAUGCAAGAGCUGUGCUUCAAAGCUGUGACUAUCAAGGAACUGAUUCACCAGAAGGAAACCGCAGUGAAAACAAAAGAACGUGAACACAAUCUUGCACUGGCAAAAAUCAAUAGUGCUGUUGAUGCCAUGACCGCCCAGCAGCGUCAAAAGGUGGAAGCCAUGGGUUCUACCAAUGUGGAGGAGUCACCUCUUUUCCAGGUCAACAAGAAGAACAUCAUGGUCUGGAAAGGCAACAAGGUGCAGGUGCUUGAGAAGGCGUUCCAAUGUGUAAUGGAUGAAUUUCAUCGUGCUGAAGAUUUGCUUCACAAACAUGUCGAAAAAAUGAUUGAGAAUGCCUACAGCUCUUGGGCUGAACAUAUGCAUAUGGAGCCUGAUGUUGGUAUUGACCCCGAUCUAUUUGGUGAGUUGGAAGCCAUCAUGGAGACCUCACCCAAGGUUUCGAUGCCAGUGCCAGCAGCUGAAGCGGACCUUGGCCAACACUUGGACGAUCACCGGCAGGUGUGUGAUGUGACCCAGGCAACAGCUUCUGUGGAGCCUGGGGAGGUGACUGGUGACAGGGUUGAGAGUCAGGAGGACUAUGACCGACGGAUGGCAGUCAAUGCCAAAAUGAGUUCUCGCUGCCCGACGGCUGUGUUGGAGAAAGCAAAGGGUCGACGCCACAACCGACAGCUCAUCGGUGAGUUGUUUGAAGCUUGGUUAUCGGCUGGAGAAGACUGGCUGCAAAGCUCCAUAGUUUGCAACGCUUCGCGUUCAAUGGCCCAGCGCCGACGUGGCAAAUACACCAUGAUGACCUACCGCACCUUGAAAGAGCGUUUUGGGAACUCGUUGGCAAAACAGAUCCUUCACGAAAAGAAAAAACAAGAGGAAGACAAGGUUGCUGGUGAUCCUUUGGUGUAUUGGAUGAAGCACCCUGAUGUUGACCAUGAGGACGAGGUGAGCGAAGACUUGACUAUUGGUAUCACUGCUUCUGGUGGUUUGGACCAAUCCCAGACUCGCCAAGCCAUGCGCUUUGCCUGCAGUAUACCCAUUAUGCAGAUUGCUGUUGGUGGAGAUCUUGAGCGAUUUCAGGCUGCUGGUUUGGGAUUGCAGCCGGGUGCUGGUGGGACACCAGCCGGUGCACCGGCCCCACGAGCUGAGAAGGUGAAGAAGGUGGUCCCUCUUGCAAAACAGGUGACCAACAAGAUCUCAUCGUCGGCCACCCUUCUUACUGGCUUCAAGACUGAGUUGGAUGCCCGUAAGACAGCCAUUUGUGCUGCCAAGACGUCGUUGGAAAGUUGCUAUGCCCAAACCCUGGGAAAAACAGAUGAAACAAUCCAUGCGGACCAAAAGCUGUUGGAGACCAUCAAUACCAACCUGGCCAAUUGUGAGUCAGCCUUCACUUCCUUCAAUGGAACCAUUAAGAGUAUCAAGUUGGCCAUUGACCCUCCGGCAAAGAAGGAACCGAGACCUAAGGCGAAGGCAAAGGCUGAUUCAUACCGAAAGGCACAUGAGAUCGUCAACCAUGUGCGCAAGGAAAUGAGCUGUGGCUAUGAGACCCUUUGUGCCUACUUGAAGCCGGCACGUGUCUGUGUAGCUUGGAUGGCAUCCUUUCUGGAUGAUCUAUGUCGGGAUGAGCAAUAUCAGAACCUGGUGGUGAUGAAAGAUUGCAUGUGCUCCAUGGCAGCUUUUCACUUGACCUUGGAAGAGAAUGGCCGGUACUUGACUCUGGAAGCGGCCAGCCUUUUGCAGCAGCAAUGUGAUGUGCAAAAAAUCUUGGCCAGGGAUUGGCCGAAAUGUGGCCAGUUGGAGCCACUG